AUGAUGAUUGGUGCAACACUCUCUUUGAACCAACCAAACUACCCUUCUGUCCCAACCAAUCCCCAAACCCUCUUAAACCCUCACCAUCAAUGCUCUCACCUGCAAAAUGCCUCCGAUGCUAGCCACAGCAACGAUGGCCCACCGUUUCAAGCUAUAUACAGAUUCAGAGAAUUGCUAAUUAGCCAUCGAGAUUUCACUACCCUUGCCUUUGCCCCAGCCCUCAAAGCCUGCGCCACGGCCUCUGCUCUUUCUCCCGGAAAACAGAUCCAUGCUCACUCUGUAAAGCGCUGCCUCGCUUCCGAUGUCUAUGUCCAGACGUCUCUGCUUUCUAUGUACGCUCGCUGCGGACAGUUGGACGAUGCAGUUCGGGUGUUUGAUGAAAUGCCUAAAAGAAAUGUUGUCACUUGGACCGCUUUGAUUGACGCAUACCUGCGAUCAGAGCAACCUGAAGCAGCAGUUACUGUCUUUCGUGAGAUGCAGAAGGCUGGUGUUGAGCCUGACCACUUCACUGUUGUCAGUGUCCUAUCAGCCUGUGCGUGUCUAGGCGCACUGAAUUUGGGGAGGUGGGUCCAUGCUUAUAUCGAAAGGGUGGGGCUGGAAUUGACGGACUACGUCGGCACAUCGCUUGUCGACAUGUAUUGUAAGUGUGGGAACAUGGCUGAUGCACUUGCAGUGUUUAAUUCUAUGAAAGCUAAGGGUGUCCGGACAUGGAAUGCAAUGCUGCAUGGGCUUUCUGUACAUGGGCAUGGUAGGGAAGCGAUACAGCUCUUUUCGAGAAUGGAAAUAGAUGGAGUGCAUUCGAACGAGGUGACGUUCCUGGGAGUUCUAUGUGGUUGUAGUCAUAAUGGUUUGGUUGAAGAAGGGCGAUUUUACUUUGACUUGAUGCAGACCAAGUACAGGAUCAAGCCAACGAUCAAGCAUUAUGGGUGCAUGGUGGACCUGCUUGGACGUACCGGGUUACUCAACGAGGCUUUCAGAAUGGCAGAAGAGAUGCCAGUUCCACCCAACAUCAUUGUCUGGGGAGCCCUUCUUAGUGCAUGUAGGAUCCAAAAUAAUGUGGGUAUGGCAGAGCAGGUGAGUGAGAGGAUAAUCAGAAUUCAAGAAGAUUUCCGAAACGAUGACACCAGUCACUAUGUGAUCAUGUCGAACAUGUAUGCCCGAGCAGGAUUAAGUGAGAAAAUGGCAGAGGCAAGGGCAAAGAUAGGGAAGAAACCGGCAGGUCGGAGUUGGAUUGAGAUUGGGUAUGACGUGCAUGAGUUUGCAGUGGGGGAAGCUUCACACCCCAUGUGGGGAAAGAUACAGGAAAUGCUGGUUGAGAUGAUGAAGAAAGUGGGGAGUGAGGAUGCAGGGGAAGAAGACCUCCAUAAUACUCAUAGUGAGAAGGUGGCUGUUGCCUUUGGGCUGCUCAUUACAAGUGCUCCUACCACUAUUCGGAUUGCCAAGAACCUUCGCAUAUGUGAAGAUUGCCACAGUGCAAUGAAGUCGAUUUCAGAGGCGUACCAGAGGGAGAUCAUUGUGAGAGAUUGCACUCGUUUCCAUCAGUUUAAAGGAGGGCUUUGUUCCUGCAAUGACUACUGGUGA
Magnolia sinica is the source of this 1581-nucleotide messenger RNA. RefSeq names its product pentatricopeptide repeat-containing protein At5g66520-like. The record is from RefSeq and is a predicted model, not a curated record. NCBI's taxonomy places the organism in Eukaryota, Viridiplantae, Streptophyta, Magnoliopsida, Magnoliales, Magnoliaceae. Gene Ontology annotation, biological process: RNA modification. Bases 1 to 1581 code for a protein of 526 amino acids. Gene Ontology annotation, molecular function: RNA binding; protein binding; zinc ion binding. The transcript has a single exon.